Messenger RNA from Calliphora vicina (urban bluebottle blowfly), 1208 nucleotides. RefSeq lists its product as uncharacterized. The transcript has 3 exons. The record is from RefSeq and is a predicted model, not a curated record. NCBI's taxonomy places the organism in Eukaryota, Metazoa, Arthropoda, Insecta, Diptera, Calliphoridae. Bases 9 to 860 code for a protein of 283 amino acids.
GUUCUAAAAUGGCUGCUGCAAAACUGGUUAAGAAGUCACUUGUAUUAAUUUUAUUACUAUAUACCGAAACUCUACAAGUUAAAGGUAUUCGUACAACAAACAAUGAGGAAGAAUCAGAUGCACCUGAUGCACACAUUAUUUAUGACCAAAGACAAACUGGCAAAUAUAAUAUACAUGUUGUUAUUAAAGAUGUGGCGAUUAUAGAAAUGGAUCAAAAUGAAAUAUCUGAUCAAAAUUACAAUGAUGAUGAAUACUAUUACGAUGAAGAUGAUUUAACCGUUAAACCUCUACUAUUUAAGCCCAGCACAACAUCUGUCAAGCCUUUAGAUUCUACAACAAACAUCAAAACCACAACUCCAAUAAUUCAAACGACAAUGCCUUUCACCGAAAACCAAAGUGUUGAAACAACCUCAUCUACUAUAAUACCAACAACGACGACCAAUAACAAAUUCCAUAAUAACGAAGAAAAUUUAAACCUGUAUUCAUCCUUACACCAGCCCGCUGUUGACCCAAAAUCCCGUAGCAAAGUAGAACCAAUAUUUGCUAUUGAAGAGCCUGUGCUUCAAUCUAGACAUCAAUUGCAGAAUUUUAACUACAGAAUGCCAUUGCAAGCACAAUCUAGGGAGGGGUCGGAUUUGAAAACUUUCAAAAAUUCACGAAUUUAUAAAGUGAAAGUACAUCGCUCUCAUCAGCCUCAUCAAAUCACGCCUCAGACGGUCCGUUGUCGCUCAUAUCAAUAUAGAGAUGCCAGAGGUAAUUGUCGUGGAAAGAGAUCUUCAUCUGGAUCAAUACUAAAGCGCCUCUUUAGAAUGCUCAUAACAUUGCCAUUUAACCAGAAUGAACAGGAAAUUGAUGAUUAAUUUAAAUGGUAUUUCCGCCUGAAUACAUGAACGUAAUUUAAAAAUUAUAAACUUAUUUCCGUGCUAAAUUUCAUGUAUUUCUGGAACAUUUUUUUUUUGAUUUUAGAAAAAAAAUACGUUUUCGGUUACGCAAUUUUUUACAUUAAGGUAACGAUGUAAUUCUUAAAGAAACAAAGGCAUAUAUUUUCCAGAUAUGAUUUAAAUACAUAAAUAAUUUAUAAUAGUUUAAUAGUGGAUUUAUAUAAACAAUAUAUAAUACUUUACAAUAAGAUAUGUACAAUCUACAAUGGACUUCAUUUAAAUAAAAAAAGAAUCAAAUUUAAAAAAAAAACAAAUCACCAAACAUAA